AUGGUCCAUACCUCACUUGCUCAACAACUAAGAAGGCCACAUAUAGGAAGGCACAGAGCCCAGGAAGAAGUUCAUCAAGAGGAAUAUCAUCAGGAAGAGUACCAACAAGAAGAGCAACACAACCCAGCCAACCUCAAUAUGAGUCAUAUCUUACAUGCCAUUGAGGAUUUGGAGAUGAAACAUAUGGAGGGACAAGAGCAAAUACUUGCCAUGCAGUCCAAAUGGAUGAAGCAACAAGAAGAGUGGCAGAAACAACACAUGGAGCAGCAACAGCUGAAUGAAGGAAGGCAGCUGCAUAGAGAGGAGUUCAGUGUAAACACUCAAGCCAGAUUGAGUUACAUGUCAGAUAAUAUGCACCACCUAUAUUAUGCCAUUCCCACCUAUGAGGAAGUCCAAAAAGAGUUUGUUGAACGAGAAGAAGGGAAGGUGAAACAGCAGAAGGAAACUUUGAAGAAAAAGAUGGAAGAUGCUGGGUUUUAG
This is a messenger RNA of Arachis duranensis, 480 nucleotides long. RefSeq lists its product as uncharacterized. The transcript has a single exon. The coding region runs from base 1 to 480 and encodes 159 amino acids. The record is from RefSeq and is a predicted model, not a curated record. Lineage: Eukaryota; Viridiplantae; Streptophyta; Magnoliopsida; Fabales; Fabaceae.